CUCACCCGAGUCUGGAGUGAUGCUCGAGGGCGCAGUGCCAGGAGAGCUUAGGGACAUCAACCCCUGGGGAUUUGAGGACCCAUCCGAGCUAAGCCUUUUCCUGUGUCCUCAGCCCUGCUUCCCCUCAGAGGAGAAUCUUCCUUUUGAACUUUUGUUCACUUGUGAGCUCACCCUGAUGCUAGGAGGGCAGCAUGGGUGGAUUGUUCCCGCUGGGAGCUUGUUCGGGUUGUGAGUGAGGGGUGAGCUCCCACCAGGGCUCUGGACCAGGAAGGAUUCUGAGCUUCCUGAGGGGAAUCCUGGAGACCAGGAGAACUGUAAGGUGCAGCCAUGCAGUGGGAAGUGGCUCUACCAGCGUAGGGACAACUGGAAAAUGAAGCAGGAUAGAGAAUUGAGGGGUCUGUAGAUAAAAACUUGAUUCUGGUUGCAGCCGGGGGUGACACGGGCAGGUGAGAGGUGACAACACACGGGCAUGUGAAGUAACACCAUCUCUUGGCACUGUUCCUCUAGUUUAAUCCUUGGGAAUGUCCUUUAGUGGAGUGAAGGAGCUCAUUACCAUCAUUAGCAUGAGGAUGAGCUUGCCAAGUUUACCCAGUCUUGACAAAGGGGUUUGAUGGAGUAACUCAGUUUGGAGCUUUUGAACUUGAGGAGGGUCAGAGAAGCAAGCACAGCUGGGGGAAUCUGAAAAUCAUUUGUAAAUUGAAGAUGUCCUCUCUUAGUCCCCAGAGUUUGCCUGCUGGACCUUGGAAACUCUGAAAUUUUCCCAAAAGCAGCCCUGAAGUAUUGGGAUCAAGGUGUGGCUGUUGUGGUACUUCUGUCUCAUGCUGACUCUAAAUUUUCUUUUGUCCUCAGCUGCUUUUCCUCAUCGGCUGAACCUUUUUUACUUGGCCAAUGAUGUCAUACAGAACUGCAAGAGGAAAAAUGCCAUUGUCUUUCGGGACACCUUUGCAGAGGUGCUUCCUGAGGCUGCUUCAUUGGUGAAGGAUCCAUCUGUUUCCAAAUCCAUCGAAAGAAUCUUCAAAAUCUGGGAGGACAGAAACGUGUACCCUGAGGAAACCAUUUUGGCACUGAAAGAAGCACUGAGUACCACUUUCAAAACUCAGAAGCAACUGAAAGAGUCUCUGAACAAACCGAAUAAGCCGUGGAAGAAAUCACAAACCUCCACCAACCCCAAAGCUGCUCUGAAGUCCAAGAUUGUUGCUGAAUUCCGACCCCAGUCCCUCAUUGAUGAGCUGCUGCUGUACAAGCGCUCAGAAGAUCAGAUAGAGCUGAAGGAGAAGCAGCUUUCCACCAUGAGGGUGGAUGUCUGCAGCACUGAGACACUCAAGUGCUUGAAAGAUAAAACAGGAGGGAAGAAGUUCUCCAAGGAGUUCGAAGAAGCAAGUUCAAAGCUGGAGGAGUUUGUCAAUGGCUUGGACAAGCAAGUGAAGAACGGCCCCUCGCUCACCGAGGCGCUGGAGAACGCCGGGAUCUUCUACGAGGCACAGUACAAAGAAGUCAAGGUGGUGGCAAAUGCCUAUAAAACAUUUGCCAACCGAGUGAGCAAUCUGAAGAAAAAGCUGGACCAGCUGAAAGCAACCCUUCCUGAUCCCGAGGAGUCUCCGGUCCCUUCUCCCAGCAUGGACGCCCCAUCUCCCACGGGCUCCGAGUCCCCUUUCCAGGGCAUGGGGGAGGAGAACAGCUCCCGGUCUCCAGCAGCUGGGGGCCGCAAGAUGGUCUCUCCAGAGCCUGCAACAGAUAAUCGGGAUGUGGAGGACAUGGAGCUCUCCGAUGUGGAGGAUGAUACGUCUAAAAUCAUUGUGGAGGAGAGGAAGGACAAACAGGCUGCUCCGGCCCCGGCCCCCGCCAAGACCGAGAGCGUCCCCAAAGCGGUGCCUGCGGCUGCUGCGGCUGCCACGGCCUCGGGGACAGUGGCCACGCCAGCCCCGGCCCCUCCGACCCCCCCGGCUCCCAAGGUGGUGAGCACGGCUCCCAUCCCUCCGGCACCAGCGCUCGCCUUACCCAACCUGGCCAACGUGGACCUGGCCAAGAUCAGCUCCAUCCUCAGCAGUUUGACAUCGGUGAUGAAGAGCACAGGUGUGAGUCCUGCCUCGAGGCCUUCACCAGGGACCCCGACCAGCCCCACAGCUCUCACCAGUGGCCUGAAGACUCCUGUCCUGGGAACCCCCUCUGCUCCUUCGAAUCCAUUGGCAAAUAUUCUCUCCAAAGUCGAGAUAACUCCGGAAAGCAUUUUGUCGGCUCUCUCCAAAACCCAGACUCAGACAGCGCCAGCACUGCAAGGGCUGUCAUCCUUGCUGCAGAGCGUGGCUGGAAACACCGUUCAGUCAGGAGAAGCUGCCUCACAGAGCACCUCGGCAUCUCCAGCCAACACAACCGUGCCGUGCAUGAAGGGCAGGAAUGUUCCUUCCAAUCCGCAGUCCUUUAUAGCCAAAAGUUUUGGUUAUUCUCCAAACUCGACCACCGCGGAGGUUUCCUCCACUUCAGUCAAUAAGGCUCCCGUCGGACAUACCCCAGCACUGUCAAGCUCUGGUUUUAAGCCACCAACUAAUUCCCUGGGAUUUUCCAGUUCCCACCCCACCAGUCCUUCCUCCCUUUUGCCAACAGAAACCUCACUGGGUCAAUCCUCCGAAAUUUCAAAAGCCAAGCUGGAAUCGGAACCCCCUUCUCCCAGCUUGGAGAUGAAGAUACACAAUUUCCUGAAGGGAAAUCCUGGCUUCAGUGGCCUGAACUUGAAUAUUCCCAUACUCAGCAGCUUGGGGUCCAGCAUGGCAACGGAGAGUCACGCCUCUGACUUCCAGCGUGGUCCCACCAGCACUUCCAUGGACAAUGUGGACGGGACACCAGUGCGUGACGAGCGCAGCGGGACGCCCACCCAGGACGAGAUGAUGGACAAGCCAACGUCGAGCAACGUCGACACGAUCUCCCUGCUGUCGAAAAUCAUGAGCCCCGGUUCUUCGACUCCCAGCAGUACAAGGUCACCUCUGCAGGGCCGGGAUGAUGGAUAUUCCCAAGAACUUCCCAGUUCUGUGCACGGCUACCGGCCCUUUGGCCUUGGCAGAGACUCCCCAGCCAGCCUGUACAAGCCACCUGCGGACAGCAGGGAGAUGCCCUCCUCCCUGAUGGACUCCUCCCAGGAGAAGUUUUACCCAGAUACUUCUUUCCAAGAAGACGAGGAUUACCGCGACUUUGACUACUCCGGGCCGCCGCCCUCGGCCAUGCUGAACCUGGAGAAGAAGCCGGUCAAGUCUAUCCUGAAAUCGAGUAAACUCCCUGAUUUUGCAGAGUACCAGCCCGUGCUGUCCAGCUACGGUCAGCGGUCGCAGGAGUUCGGCGUGAAGCCGUCCUUCCCCCCGGCCAUGAGGUCUAUCCUGGAUCAGAGCGAGAGCUGCGACCCGCUGGCCUCGUCCCCAGGGAUGUUCGGGAGCUACGGCCGCAGGGGGAAGGACUCGACCUCGGACGGGUCCCCGUCGCCCAGCAAGAACGACGUGUUCUUCACGCCGGACUCCAACCACAGCGCCCUGCCCAAAGCCGGCCUCCCGCAGAAGCAAUACUCGGACUCGCCCCACGCGCUUCCCCACCGCUCGCUCUUCUCUCCCCAGAACGCCCUCCCCAGCCCCGCCAGCCGAGCACCCGCGGCGGGCGGGGACAAACCCAUGGGUUCCUCCAUCUCUGCCACCUCCACCAUUGAGUUCAAGAACAUGCUCAAAAACGCCUCCCGGAAGCCCUCCGAGGAGAAGCAUUUUGGGCAGAUUCCCAAAAGCAGCUCCGGUGAGGUGGGGGGCUUGUCCGGGGUGGUGAAGGGCGAGCCGCAGCCGCCGGAGGAGCACUACCGCAUCGAGACCCGCGUCUCCUCCUCCUGCCUGGACCUGCCCGACAGCACCGAGGAGAAGGGGGCCCCCAUCGAGACGCUGGGCUACCACAACGCCUCGAGCCGGGGCAUGUCCGGGGAGCCGAUCCAGACCGUGGAGUCCAUCCGCGUGCUGGGCAAGGGCAGCCGGGGCCACGGGCGUGAGGGGAGCCGGGCGGGCUGGUUCGAGCUGAGCAGCGGCGGGAGCGCCUUCGACAACGGCCCCGCGGGCUCCUCGGAGCUGCCCGGCAUGGGCGGCUUCCCGGCGCCCUACAAGGAGCACGUGCCGCCCUUCCCGGAGAGCGUCAACAACUUCCGAACGAACAACUUCAGCUCCGCCUUCGAGCACCACCUGCCGCCGCCGCCCCUCGCGCCGCCUCCCCUGGAGCACGGGAACCCCUUCCCGCGGGACCCGGUGGGGCCGCCCGCCGUGCCCCCGCCCGCUCCCACCAAGGACCACGGCAGCCUCUUCCCGAGGGAUCACUCGGUCCCUCCCCGCAUGCCGUCGGUGGAUCACGCCAACCCCUUCUCCAAGGAAACGCCCGCGCCGCUCCCGCUGCCCCACGGCGUGCCGCCGCCCCCCUCGGUGGAGCACGCGGGGGUCCCGUUCCCCACGCCCCCGCCUCCCCCGGUGCCCGGGGAGCACGCCGGGGUCCCGUUCCCCGCGCAGCCGCCGCCGGCGGGGGAGCACGGCGGGGUCCCGUUCCCCGCGCCGCCCCCGCUGGAGCACGGCGCCGGCGCCUUCCCCAAGGAGCACGGUACGAUGCAAGGGACGCUGAAGGAGCACUUCGGGGGGGCGCAGCCGCGGGACCCCCUGCCCCGCUCGCGGGACCCCGCGGGGCCCGGCGCUCUGCCCCGGGAGCAGCUGGGGGCCGGGCGCGGGCUGGGCCCCCCCGCCCACCGGGACCCCGGCGGCCGCGGCGGCUCCGUCCUGCUCCGCACGCCCCGCGCCGAGUUCCGCCCGCGGGAGCCCUUCGGCGGCAGAGACCCCUCAGAGCCUGAAGCGGCCGCGGCCGCCCUUGGAAGGGGGGGAGCCCCCUUCUUCACCCCUAAGCGCCCCUUCUUCCCUCCCCGGUACUGAAGCAGCCGCCGAGCUCCC
This is a messenger RNA of Sturnus vulgaris (Common starling), 4943 nucleotides long. The record is from RefSeq and is a predicted model, not a curated record. NCBI's taxonomy places the organism in Eukaryota, Metazoa, Chordata, Aves, Passeriformes, Sturnidae.